AUGGCCGACUUUGCUACUACUGUUGCAGCAACUACUACUGCAGUUGCUACUGUUAUUUCGAGUCCUCCGCCCUCCCAAGACGAAGUCCAAUCCGCUGAAGUAGUAGUCGAGGAAGGUAAGGCAAAAACUCCUGCCGCGGAUACUGAUAAGACUGCCACCACAACGGAUGAAACCAAAAAUAAGGAAACCAACAAGGACGAGACCAGCAAGGCUGAAACCCAAAAGGAUGAGCCCAUGAAGGUUGAUAGCGAUAUCAAGAAGGAGGAUAUCAAAGAGGACGAUACCAACAAAAAGGACGAUACGACAGGUACCAAGACAACCCCAGACUCUACAUCGACUGGGUCACCAGAGCCAAUUGCUGCAAAAACGUCACCUGAGAUUGUUCCAGCUAAAGAUGUACCUGUUGAGCCUACCACGACAGCGAAACAAGAGAAACAACCCGAGGAUAAAUCCGAACAAAAGGAAGAAAAGAGCGCUGUCGUAACUGAAUCUUCAUCAGCUGUCGAUAACAAGAUUGAAGAAAGUAAACCCGCGGCGACUGAUGAAACGCCUUCAACAACCAAAGAAACGACUACAACUCCAACCCCCCAAGAAACGACUACAACUCCAACAACCCAAGAAAAAACUCAAGAAGAAACAAUUCCACCGCCUCCACCUCCAACAAAGACAAAAGUCACUACGACUACGGAAGUUACACCUGACGAACAACACAAGAAUAAGGCACUUCCAGAAACGCCAGAAGACGUACGUGAAGUCCCGGCUACUAGUGGAGAAGGCACUUCGGCGCCGAGCGGUGGUGAAGAAAAGACUGACGACGCAGCGAAAGGCGAGAAGAAGCCUAAAUGGAAGAGCAUUCUCAAGAGAGUUAAAAAUUUUUUUAAUGAGAAAGUGUAA
Messenger RNA from Paraglomus occultum, 894 nucleotides. The record is from the annotation of a GenBank genome assembly. Lineage: Eukaryota; Fungi; Glomeromycota; Glomeromycetes; Paraglomerales; Paraglomeraceae.